Molecule: messenger RNA, 2479 nt
Organism: Hordeum vulgare subsp. vulgare (domesticated barley)
Lineage: Eukaryota; Viridiplantae; Streptophyta; Magnoliopsida; Poales; Poaceae
Product: subtilisin-like protease
Exons: 1
Coding region: 1-2292 (763 amino acids)
Biological process (GO): proteolysis
Molecular function (GO): serine-type endopeptidase activity
Source: RefSeq, a predicted model, not a curated record
AUGGCAUCAUUGGCCAACCUCUUAGUAUCGCUUCUACUGAUUGCCACCUUCUCCUUCUCCUUUGCACCCAUACGCUGCUAUGUUAAUCGAGCAGAUGUAAGGGUACAACAUGGUGCCAACAAUAAGUCCGCCCACCACACUUACAUUGUGCUCGUUAAGCCACCGCCCUCGCCCUCGCCCUCGAAUGUAGAUGAAGACACGUACCAAAAUUGGUACGAGUCUUUCUUGCCCAAAUCACGCGGUGGUGACUCAGGCAAGUCACGCAUUGUGCACUCCUACACCGAGGUGUUCAGUGGCUUCGCCGCAAGUCUCACUGAUCGGGAGCUCAAUGCACUUGCAAAGAGUCCGGGGUUCGUGCGUGCGUUUAGGGACCAAACGCGACACCUCAUGACCACGUACACUCCAAAGUUCCUUGGGCUCAGAAACGGCACCGAGCUCUGGAGCAACACCGGCUACGGGAAGGGAGUCAUCAUCGGGUUGCUCGAUAGCGGCAUCUACGCGGAGCACCCUUCGUUUGAUGGUGAAAACAUCGCGCCUCCCCCGGCAAGGUGGAAGGGAUCAUGCAAGGCAACCCGGUGCAACAACAAGCUCAUCGGCGCACAGUCGUUCAUCGAAGAUGACGAUGAUCCUAGCGACCAACAGGGGCAUGGGACGCACACCUCAUCCACGGCGGCCGGUAACUUUGUCGUCGACGCGUCGUAUCAUGGUAUGGGAGCGGGCACCGCAUCGGGGGUUGCUCCUGGCGCCCAUAUCGCCAUGUACAAGGUGUGCGCCGAUGGAGAUUGUGAUGAUUCCGCCAUAGUUGCCGGCAUCGACGCAGCCAUCAAGGAUGGGGUGGAUGUGCUCUCCCUCUCCCUUGGCCAUAUUGGCAGCCUCAGGUUCGAUGAAGACCCCGUCGCCAUCAGCACAUUCCGUGCCAUAUCAAAGGGCAUCGUCGUGGUUUGCACGGGUGGCAACGAAGGGCCCGAUUCACAUUCCGUGAGCAAUGAUGCGCCAUGGUUGCUCACAGUCGGCGCUAGCUCGGUGGAUCGGAGCUUUGACAUCGAUGUCAGUCUCAGCAAUGGCAAGAGCAUCCAUGGAGAAGGGCUUAGCCAGGUGGCGAAGCCGAGGUCGAAGAUGCAUCCACUCCUCUACUCCCAAGAACGGGGCAAGUGUGACUACAUGGGUAACCAUGUCGUCAGUGAGAAGAUCGUCGUUUGUGAAUCGGAUACCACCCAUGAGAACAUCGACGACAUCAUGAGUGCCGGUGCGGCAGGAGUGGUGCUACUCAACUAUGAAUCCUACGGAUACACGAUCGCGCUUGAGGAAUACAACUCCAGUGUGGCGCAGGUGAGCGCAAACGACGGCGCCGUCCUCAGAGCUUACGCGACAUCGAGGAGCAGCCCGACGGGCGCCAUCUUCUCAUACCACAACACAUCGCUUGGCGUCCAUCCGGCCCCUGUGGUGGCAUCCUUCUCCUCCCGAGGUCCAAGCAUCGCCAUCCCCGGCGUGCUCAAACCGGACAUACUGGCGCCGGGGCUCAACAUCCUUGCUGCGUGGCCGCCGGAGACGGACUCCAUACCGGGACCUUUCAACAUCAUGUCCGGCACAUCCAUGGCAGCGCCGCACGUUAGCGGCGUCGCCGCGCUUAUCAAGAGCUUGCAUCCAGGCUGGUCCCCGGCCGCCAUCAAGUCGGCCAUCUUGACGACGGCGGACGCCGUUAACAGCACCGGCGGCUCCAUCUUGGACGAGGAUCACAAGAAAGCCGACGCGUACGCGAAAGGCGCGGGGCAUGUGAACCCGGCGAGAGCCGCCGACCCUGGCCUGGUGUAUGACCUCGGUGUCGUCGACUAUGCCGGCUACAUCUGCUGGCUCCACGGCGACCAAGGCCUGGCAACCGUCGUGCAUGACAGUAGAUUGUCUUGCGCGAAGCUGCCCAAGGUAGCGGACGUGCAGCUCAACUACCCGACGAUAACGGUGCCGCUGAAGCCGACAACCUUCGCCGUGAACCGGACGGUGACGAACGUAGGGCCGCCGGCAUCGACCUACACCGUGAAGUUGGACGUGCCCAAAUCGCUCAACGUACAUGUCACCCCGAACAAGUUGGUGUUCUCAAAGGCUGGGGAGAAGAGGACGUUCACUGUGUCGGUGAGUGGCAGGGGAGUUGUUCAUGGACAGGGGCAUGUGGAGGGAAGCUUGAGUUGGGUGUCGGCAAAGCAUGUCGUGCGGAGCCCCAUCGUCGCUGUUCCUAAUCUCCCCGAAUCUCCACCGCCUCUAGAGAAAAAAGGGCUAGGACUAGGAGUGAAUGUUUAAAAUGCUGCAUUUUAUUUUAGUUAUCGUUGAUAUGUAUGUUGCUUAUAACAUGUUAAAUGGGUCAACUUUGUGAGCACUUACAAUACAUGUUGGGGCUAGAAGCUGGAUUGUCAAAUCCUGAAUGCCAACUUCAGAAUAUAUAUGAUACUCGUGUUAUCAUGACAAGAUUUAGUACUGUACUUUCUAA